UAUAAAUUUCUUUGAUUGCAGAUAGGUUUGGUUCUUCUAGAAUUGAUGAGACUGUUCUUGAGAGGUUUGAAAAACUGACCGGACAGAAGCCUCAUCACUUUUUGAGAAGAGGCAUCUUUUUUUCUCAUCGUGACAUAAACAGAAUUUUGAACCUCGUUGAAGCUGGUAAAAAAUUCUUUCUGUACACUGGUCGAGGCCCAUCAUCCGAGUCCAUGCACGUAGGUCAUCUCAUCCCUUUUAUUAUGACCAAAUGGUUACAGGAUGUCUUUGAUGUUCCUCUUGUCAUCCAGCUCACAGAUGAUGAGAAGUAUUUGUGGAAAGACUUGAAGCUGGAUCAGUGCAAUAAACUUGCUUAUGAAAAUGCAAAGGAUAUUAUUGCUGUUGGAUUUGACAAGAACAAAACUUUUAUCUUCUCAGAUAUUGACUUUAUUGGUGGAGAGUUUUACAAGAAUGUAUUGCUAGUUCAGAAGCAUGUGACGUUCAAUCAAGUGAAAGGAAUAUUUGGAUUUGAUGAAUCAUCAAACAUAGGGAAGAUAAUGUUCCCAGCAAUUCAAGCUGUUCCAAGUUUCUCAUCAAGUUUUCCAUUUAUAUUUGGAGGGAAGAAGGACAUUCCUUGUUUGAUUCCAUGUGCCAUUGAUCAGGAUCCAUAUUUCCGUAUGACUCGAGAUGUAGCACCAAGGUUGGGAUUCCAGAAACCAGCUUUGCUUCACUCUACAUUCUUCCCUGCCCUGCAAGGAGCUAGUAGUAAAAUGAGUGCCUCUGAUGAAAAUUCAUCGAUAUUCUUGACUGAUACAGCAAAUCAAAUCAAGAAGAAGGUUAACAAAUAUGCUUUCUCUGGUGGUCGAGAUACAAUUGAAGAACACAGAGAAAAGGGGGGAGAUUGUGAAGUCGAUGUCUCCUUCCUGUACUUGCAGUUCUUCCUUGAAGAUGAUGAAAAGCUAGAGAGUAUACGAAAGCAGUAUUCCUCAGGAGAGAUGCUAACAGGAGAAUUAAAAGCAGAGCUAAUCAAGAUCCUCCAGAGAAUGAUUGCAGAGCAUCAAGAACGGCGGAAAGCCGUAACAGCUGAUGAUGUAAAGAACUUCAUGACUCCGAGGCCUUUGAAUUUUGUUGUAAAGCAAUGAAUUAUAUGGUUUCUAGUGC
This is a messenger RNA of Macrobrachium nipponense, 1140 nucleotides long. It is a transcript of the gene TrpRS, whose product is annotated as tryptophan--tRNA ligase, cytoplasmic-like. The transcript is spliced from 7 exons. Bases 213 to 1121 code for a protein of 302 amino acids. Gene Ontology annotation, molecular function: tryptophan-tRNA ligase activity; ATP binding. Lineage: Eukaryota; Metazoa; Arthropoda; Malacostraca; Decapoda; Palaemonidae. Gene Ontology annotation, cellular component: cytoplasm. The record is from RefSeq and is a predicted model, not a curated record. Gene Ontology annotation, biological process: tryptophanyl-tRNA aminoacylation.